AUGGCUCGAUUGUUGUUGUUAAUGUUGGCAUUUUUCUUCAUGAUGAACAUUAAUAUUGAUCAAAUUUCAGGUUCUUUGGAUUUUCCUCUUGAUCUAGUGGUUCUUCCUUCCCCAGUUAGCCCCGCGCCUGCACCAUUUAUUCCUGGUGGAGGUGGUGGCGGAGGAGGUGGAGGAGGCGGAAGAGGCGAUAAGGGAGGUGGUUAUGGAUAUGGAAGUGGUAGCGGUUCUGGAUGGGGAAGAAGUGGUGGAGGCGGUGGUGGUGGAGGAGGAGGCGGAGGUGGUGGAGGUAGUGGUAGUGAUCGAGGACGAGGACGUAAAGGAUCAGGCCAGGGUGGUGGUUGUGGUGAGGGCUAUGGUUUUGGUGGUACUGGUCAAAGUAUUCCAACUCCAACUUCGAGUCCUAGUAUCAAGCCGCCUUGGAUGACGAGGAAAGUUAUACCAGGGUUUUAUUAG
Molecule: messenger RNA, 453 nt
Organism: Capsicum annuum
Lineage: Eukaryota; Viridiplantae; Streptophyta; Magnoliopsida; Solanales; Solanaceae
Product: putative glycine-rich cell wall structural protein 1
Exons: 1
Coding region: 1-453 (150 amino acids)
Source: RefSeq, a predicted model, not a curated record